Glycine soja is the source of this 3889-nucleotide messenger RNA. Its product is annotated as lysine-specific demethylase JMJ706-like. Gene Ontology annotation, cellular component: nucleus. Gene Ontology annotation, biological process: chromatin remodeling. The record is from RefSeq and is a predicted model, not a curated record. The transcript is spliced from 11 exons. NCBI's taxonomy places the organism in Eukaryota, Viridiplantae, Streptophyta, Magnoliopsida, Fabales, Fabaceae. Bases 731 to 3388 code for a protein of 885 amino acids. Gene Ontology annotation, molecular function: histone demethylase activity.
GCUUUGUUCAGAGAAAUUAUUUGUAUCACCUUUUUAUUUGGUAUUUGAUUCGUUAAUGCAUGAAACUCUCUAGAAAAUGUACCUUCGUCUUCUCAUCCUUCAGAUCUCGGACAUUGUUGUAAUUUUUAACGAUUUUGAUGCAAUUUCUCUUGUUUUUUUUAGCCCGAAUGAUGAUUUUUUCUAAUCACGCCUCAUAGUAUAUUUUUUCCUCUCUUUUUUUGUAUUUCAUGUUCAGGAUUCGGAGUGUGAUAUACAAUAGAUGCUCUUGAGGGAUGCUUAAGGUGCAUUUUGUGAGAGUGGUUGUUUUUUUCUCUGAUAUGUAAACCAUAGUUCUUCUCUGAAGAUUAUUAAAGGAAUAGAAAAAAGAGGAACACGGUUCUUCUCUUUUUCUUUUUUCUCCUGUCCCUGGAAUAGUAUUUUAGAAGAUUUAGUUUAACCGACGAUUAAUAAUUUUCUAGGCCUAUAUUUUUCUUUCCUUUUGUGUGUUGAAUUUUAUGUGAUUAAAACUGCCUUUUGUUUGAUUGGUUUAUGCUUAAGGUGGAAAUAGUGAUGUUGAGAGGAGUAAACUAUUCAAAAUUCAGCGCAUGCAUUUGUUGAAUAUUUCUAUAAGAUUGUUUUUGUUGACUCUUUUGCUUUGCUUGGUUCUAAAUUCGGAUAAGUUUUUUGUGCUCUUUUGUUGCCCUUCUUAGCUGUUACUUUUCAGAAUGAGGUGGUUUACGUUUGACUCAGUAUGUCUUUGUUCAUAAAAUGUUCCCGACUUUGGUUCCCUCAGAACGAACGACCCAUUCAUCUAGUUAUUGACUCCUCAAUGGUGGAAAGAAGAGUGACUUUAUCAAAGGAAGCUAGAAAUGGGUUAGAAUUUUUGAAGCGUAAAAGGCUUCAGCGUGCAAAAUUUGUCACUGCCACCCAGACAAGUGUUGCUAACAUGAUGAGCAGAAGUGGAAAUGCUUUAAGAGCUUCAGCAUCAUGUGGCCCAAGAUUUCAUGGUAAUGCUAAUGUCUUUUCCAAGCGCAAGGUGGAUAAGUUUGAUACAAAUGACCUGGAUUGGACUGAUAAAAUUCUAGAAUGUCCUGUGUAUUCUCCAACAAAGGAGGAAUUUGAGGAUCCUUUAAUUUAUUUGCAAAAGAUUGCUCCAGAAGCUUCUAAAUAUGGUAUAUGCAAGAUUAUUUCCCCUUUGAGUGCUUCAGUACCUGCUGGGGUUGUUUUAAUGAAGGAGAAAGCAGGAUUCAAGUUUACAACUAGAGUGCAGCCCCUUCGCCUUGCUGAGUGGGAUACUGAAGACAAAGUCACAUUUUUUAUGAGUGGAAGAAAUUAUACAUUUCGCGAUUUUGAGAAAAUGGCAAACAAGGUAUUUGCACGAAGAUAUUGCAGUGCUGGAUGUCUUCCUGCCACAUAUUUGGAAAAAGAGUUUUGGCAUGAAAUUGGUUGUGGGAAAAUGGAAACUGUUGAAUAUGCAUGUGAUGUUGAUGGCAGUGCCUUUUCAUCUUCUCCCACUGACCAGCUUGGGAACAGCAAAUGGAACUUGAAGAAACUUUCAAGGUUGCCCAAAUCGAUUUUGCGGCUGUUGGAAACAUCAAUUCCGGGAGUAACGGAACCCAUGCUAUACAUUGGAAUGCUGUUUAGUAUCUUUGCUUGGCAUGUGGAGGAUCAUUAUUUGUACAGCAUUAACUAUCAUCACUGUGGGGCAUCAAAAACAUGGUACGGUAUUCCAGGUCAUGCAGCUUUGGAUUUUGAAAGGGUGGUGAGAGAACAUGUGUACACUAAUGAUAUUUUGUCAAGUGAUGGGGAAGAUGGAGCCUUUGAUGUUCUCCUGGGGAAAACAACACUAUUUCCACCAAAUAUUUUGUUGGAGCAUGAAGUCCCUGUGUACAAGGCUGUUCAAAAGCCAGGGGAGUUUAUAAUAACGUUCCCUAGGGCAUAUCACGCUGGCUUCAGUCAUGGUUUCAAUUGUGGAGAAGCAGUGAAUUUUGCAAUUGGUGAUUGGUUUCCUUUAGGAGCUGUUGCUAGCAGAAGAUAUGCACUUCUUAACAGGGUACCUUUACUGCCCCAUGAAGAACUUCUAUGCAAAGAAGCAAUGCUUCUUCGUACAUGCUUGGAACUUGAAGAUUCUGACUUUCCUUCUCCAGACUUGUUUUCUCAUAAUAGUAUUAAGAUUUCAUUUGUUAACUUGAUGCGUUUCCAACAUCGUGCUCGAUGGUUCCUUACGAAAUCAAGGGCGGGUAUAAGUGUUUCUUUUCAUUCCCAUGGCACGAUUCUCUGUAGCCUCUGCAAACGUGACUGUUACAUAGCUUAUGUUGGCUGCAACUGUCACAAGCAUCAUGUAUGCCUACGUCAUGAUGCUGAUUCUCUUGACUUCAACUGUGGGAGCAAACACACACUUUAUUUGAGGGAGGAUAUUAUGGAUAUGGAAGCUGCAGCCAAGAUGUUUGAGCAGGAAGAUGGGAUAUUGGAUGAGAUAAGGAAGCAAACUAAAAGUGACCAGAACAUGUAUGCAUAUCCUUUGUCAAAUAUGUUUCAGGGAGCCGAGGCAAAUGGAUACACGCCUUAUUGUGAGCUAAAACUUGAUUCUGUUGCUGAAUUUUAUGCAACUCCAGAGCACUCAACAAAUAAUCAAGAAUACAGUUCACAAUAUCAAUCUGUCUUUGUACAUUGCUCUGAAAAUCAAAAACCAGUGGUGUCUGAGGUUUCCUUUUCUUCUGCCACAUCCACUCUUUGUUCUCUUUCAGAAUCUCUUGAGAGCUUUUCCGCUCCCAAAAAUCAGGCUGAGGAGCAUAUUAACAUCAAUGCAACAAGUAUUAUUGAUUUUGAAGAGUUUGCUGAAAGAAUAUCCAACAGUGCUUGUGAAUCUUCAUUAUCUCCUGCUGUGUAUCAUGAAAGGUCGGUUAAACCACGGGGUGAUCUUCAGAGAUUUGAUAAAAAACCCGUUGUAAACGAGAGUGAUGAUUCUGAUUCAGAGAUAUUUAGGGUAAAACGCCCUUCUUCUCUGAAAGCAGAGAGGAGAAAUAUGAAUGAUGCUAUGUCUUCAAAACAUACUGCGCAGCAGCAGGGACUUAAACGACUGAAGAAAAUCCUUCCUGAAGGAAAGAGCGGGCAACCAAUGGAUUUCAGUAGAAGCAAUGAAUCAAGUUACAAAUACGGUCACCCUGUUAACCAUAAAGGUCAUGCUGAAAUUUCGUCUAGGGACAGAUUUGCAACGGGUAAUGGUAUUCCCAUUUCUAUAAGAUGUAAGAAGUUAGGCAACGAGGAAAUAAGCAUGCAACGAGAUCACAACCGGAGAGAUAGGUUGCAGCAGACAUUUAGGGAACCACCUUCCAUGGAGCUUGAGCCAAAGCGCCUUAAAGUCCGAGGCCCUUCAUUUUUAGGCUUAGAGAGCAGCAGAUCGAAUUGAUGUUUCAAGUUGGCUCGAAAUGACUGUGGAACGCCAUCAAGAGUCUGACUUUGCUAACUUCAUUUUAGCUUAUUGGCUUUCUAACAAUACAGUAAAUCCAAAUGAUUGAUUGAGGGAGGAAGCAGCGGCAAGAUAUUAACGUAUUAGGGUAUGAAUUUACAUUCUUUGUGCAGGCCUUAACAUUUGAGGAAUCUGCACGAGUGGUGAUCCUCUGGGUUCUCGGGCCGAGGUGUUUUUCCAACUUUGGUUGGUGAACCUGACUUGCAAAGUUAGGACUUAGAAAUCGGUUUAGCGACAUUUAUUUCCAUGUAAAUUUGUUUUCUUCUUUUCACAAGUCGUUUAGGUCUUCUUAGGAACGUGGGUCUCUCCAUUGUUUUCUCAUUAAAUUCUAUCACAGCUGCUUCCCCCUUCUGAUGUUAAUCCAUUCUUUUUGUAGCAAUAGGUCCUUUGUACCUAGAACUACUUGAAUAAAGUUCAAUGAAAUUUCUCAUUUUCACUCAA